GUGGCGUUGUUGGCAUGGGUAGGGAUCCUCAUGCUCUGGCCUACCCAAGCUUUCAGCCACACAUAACCAACCAAUUACUUUUCGAGCUCCGCCACUACGUGAACUGCUGACUUGAUACUAUAACGCAUGCGAAACCCUUGAUCCAGUCUGGAAACCUUACAAACGCAAAAUAUACAGUAUCAGUAGGAAGUAUGAGGGAGUUGACAGAUUCGGACUUCGUCUCAGUACCGCUUAGCGAACCGGCGUUCUUCGAAGCUGUGGUCGAUCAGCAGGGAGGACGCAAAAUGCGUCAUGGACCAAUCAAUUGGCAUAAUGUUGGAGAUUGGAUAAAUCUCGUUGAACCCCAUGAGUUCCCAGAGAUGCAUAGAGCACCGACUCAGCAUCAAAUCUCGCUUCGAGUUUUUCACAUACCUCUCGGGUUGCGCUCAGCACAAAUAAACGCAAAACGAGAGAGUUGGGAAAUAUUAUCAUCACAGUUCGAGCUUCACGAUUCAACCGCAGAGGCGUUCCUUGAUGUUAAUGGUGCCUUCGGAUUCUACUCUUACAGAUCGACUGACGGCACCCGCUCAAUCGAGCGCGUUAAGAUCAUUGUUAAAGUCGCCAAUAAGAUGACGAUCGGAUACCAGGCGCUAUCCUUGGUGUUCGACUUCUCUAAACUGACAAUCAAAGCUUUGAUACACGGCGCAUUGCCCGCACAGUGGGAUUCGUUCAUAAACCUCUUAUGUGAUUCUCUUCACUUGUGCCACCAUCCUCUACUACUUCCUACGGUCCUAUUCGUGAGUCACCGACUGGAAAUUGAUCAUUAUAGAAAACGAAUCGAUGACUCAAUCCUUCAAAUGGAGCGAGAGACAGGGUUUGGCGUCGCUGGCAUCUUGACAACCGAUCAAGACCGAACCUUCGCGCAACAAAGCUUCAGCCUUGAGUCAGCUCUGGUACAGCUUCAAUCACAACAGACUGAGCUUGCUACACUUGCCAACGUGUCACGUUUCAGUGAUAGGUUCUCGGACUUCUUGUUUAAUAGCAUCUCCAGGCUGAAUCAAACUCUCCGAACAUCUGAUCAUCAUCAUAUUCUAGAGUUGGAGGAUGAGAUCUUCCAUAUGCUCGAACUGCCACGCAGCCAGGCAAAAAGUGCGUUGAGUCAGAUACAGUCUCUAAAGGAACGCGUGCAAAGCCAAACUAGCCUGAUCUUUAGUUUGAUAUCGUCCGAAGAAAACAGAACUAGCCGUUUUGUCGCCGAAGAGAGCGCCAAAGUCGCCAUCGCGAGUAAAAGAGAUAGUAUGGCAAUGAAAACAGUUGCAGUACUGACCAUGAUCUUCUUACCGGGCACAUUUGUAGCGGCCUUCCUGAGCAUGCCAUUUUUCGAAUGGAAUGCUGAUACAGGAUCAUAUCCGUCAUCUACGCCGUUUCAGUGGAUAUACUGGGCCAUCACUUUGCCCCUAACCAUUGCACUAAUGGUCGGCUGGCAGGUUUGGUGGAAAAUGGAGGACAAAUUGUGGAAUACGGAGCUAGAUGAAGCAAAAAAGGAGGCUCGGUUUAGGCUUUCGGGACGCACAUACAGUGAAUAGGAUAUAUCAUCAGCCGUAGUGUC
Truncatella angustata is the source of this 1588-nucleotide messenger RNA. RefSeq lists its product as uncharacterized. NCBI's taxonomy places the organism in Eukaryota, Fungi, Ascomycota, Sordariomycetes, Amphisphaeriales, Sporocadaceae. The record is from RefSeq and is a predicted model, not a curated record. The coding region runs from base 192 to 1565 and encodes 457 amino acids. The transcript has 7 exons.